AUUUUCUUUCCACUUCGUUAAAAUGUUUUAAAUCUCAAAGAAAACAACUGAAUUCCUGCCUCUGACACAAAAAGCUGGGAGUAGUAUUUAUAAAAGAUAACUGACUGCCUGGCCUGGUUUGAUACACACUGCAGUGAUUAAUGCCUGUAUCUUAAUAUUCGAUGAGCUAACAUGGAAAUGUAAUUUGCUAGAAUGCAAUAUCUUGUCGGAUUACAAAAAUUCUUAUGCAAACAUGCUGCCACUGACUGUCAGUACUGAAAGGAAGGAAACUGAAGACUUUCUGGACUCUGCAGAAUUUAUACAAAUCCAAUUAACAAUGGUGACAAAUCAUGUUAUAGAAAUUGUGACAUAUCUUUUGUGACGGAGGAGGCCAAGAAAAGGACCGCCAAAGUGAAAACGGAGAACAUGUGUCAUUUUGUUAGAAAAAUUACAUUUUUUUUAAAGUGUGUCUGAAUAGUUUCAAAUCACAGAAAAAACGAUAUCCACAGAAAUGAUGAUUUCACUUCAUCUAUGAAUGAACUUUUGACAUGUUGAAGGUUGACUUCAUCUAUGAAUGAACUUUUGACAUGUUGAAAGUUCUCCUAACAGACUAAGGAUAUAUCUGAGGUGUCCACACCCAUCUCAGACAAAGGUGGUCAGCUGAUUCUUUAAUGGCCAAACAUAUCAACCACUAAUACAGAGUCCUAUAACUACUUGGGAUUCAUCCACACUAACAACAGUCCAAAGAAAACCUUGUUCACCAUGAAUUCUAUACAUCGCUCUGUCUUGAAGCAACACUUCCGCCAGCUGGCCAGCGAUAUUAUCCUGACAGACACCCUUUUGGGGGCCAUGUACCAGACCCAAAUAUUUGAGAGGAAUAUGAUUGAUCUCAUCAAGGCGGAGAAGACUGAAGGAGACAAAGUAUGUAAGCUGCUGGAGCUCCUACCCAAACGGGGGCCUGAUGCCUUUGACCUGUUUUUGGAGGUGAUUCAAAAUGAUUACCCCUGGCUG
Pecten maximus is the source of this 990-nucleotide messenger RNA. Its product is annotated as death domain-containing protein CRADD-like. Gene Ontology annotation, biological process: regulation of apoptotic process. The annotation marks the transcript as partial. The record is from RefSeq and is a predicted model, not a curated record. NCBI's taxonomy places the organism in Eukaryota, Metazoa, Mollusca, Bivalvia, Pectinida, Pectinidae. Gene Ontology annotation, molecular function: death domain binding; protease binding. The transcript is spliced from 2 exons.